UUUAAUUUUUUAUACUAAUUUAUAAAUCACUGUGAUUAACUAAAAUUUUAACUAAAAUUUUAUUUAUCUCGAAACCAUAAAUUGAUACUCAACAAGUUUCGCAAGUAUAGAGUUCAAUUUCCAACAAGUUAGGAAUGCAAUUGUAAGCAUGCUUCACCAAUCACCAUGAAGUAAAGAAAUAGUUCGUCACUAUUUUUUAGUUCGUUGUUUUUAUUUUGUAAUAUUUUCUCUUAUAGAAAUAUCUUUUAUUAUCUUUUUAUUCUCAUUUACAUCAUACACUUCAACCUUCUAUAAAUCUCAUUAAUAUAAUUGAAAUAAUCUCACAAUUUCUUAAUAUUUAUGCAAUGAGAACAGAUAGAGCAGUAACUCUUAACACCUCUCGUUACUUAUGUAAGACACAUCAUGCCAUAUAAGAAUUUGUCAUCUUCAAAAUGUACCACCUCAUAUUCCCUCAUGCAUAAAAACAUUUACGUGGCACUUCCUCCAAUCCCCUCAACACACACCCAAAAAAUUAUGAAUCAGAUAUAUAUAAUAUAUGGGAACUUAAAAUUAAGAAACUAGAAAAAAAAAACAUUAAGAAGAAAAUAGGAUGGCAAGUAAUCAGGAAAAAAGAAAAGAAGAAGAAAAAGAAAAUGGAGUGAAAGAAGAGAAAAAGCAACUACCAUUAAUGGCAUUGAACCAUGUUUCAAGGCUAUGUAGAUCAGUGAAGGAGUCGAUAGAGUUUUACACAAAAGUAUUGGGUUUUGUAGUGAUUGAAAGGCCUCAAGCAUUUGAUUUUGAUGGAGCAUGGCUUUUUAAUUAUGGGAUUGGUAUUCAUUUGGUUCAAUCCAAAGAUGAAGAUCGUUUGCCUUCUGAUAAACAUGGCUUGGAUCCCAUGGAUAACCAUAUAUCUUUUCAGUGUGAGGAUAUGGAAGCAAUGGAGAAGAGAUUGAAGGAAUUUGAUGUGAAGUACAUGAAGAGGACAGUGGAGGAUGAGAACAAAACAGGCAUAGACCAGCUUUUCUUUAACGAUCCAGAUGGGUUUAUGAUAGAGAUAUGCAACUGUGAGAAUCUAAAGCUUGUACCAGCUGGUUCUAUGUCCAAAAUUAAGCUUCCUCUUGAUCGUCAUAACCCCCCUAUUCAACUUACUAAUGGAACAACCAAUUAAUUUUUUUUUUAUUUCAUCAAAAUUAAGCAACAUUAUGUUCAAUAUUUUUCCAUUUAUCUCAACAAGUUUUUCUUUGUGUUUUUUUAGCAUUCAACAUUGUAAUUUCUGUUUGAAUGGGUGUCCUAUGGUUUAGGAUUACAGGAUAGACGUAGUUGUAGGAUACGUUAUGUAUUUUUCUUAUUUUCAUUUAUAUAUUUAUCUUACAUUUUCAUUCCAUUCACAACGUUAAUCCGUCAACCAUAUUCCUACUCCCUCUAUCCCAUUCAUAUAUUAGAAGUUAGAACAGGAGGGCGUACCAGUUUGACCCAAUUGAGUCUGAACUGAAUUAAGCAAGUAAAGUCGAGUCCUUGUAAUUUUUCACUGAUCUCUUCAAUAACCCCCGAACAAUCUAAGAUUCAGAAAAGUUUGUCUUGAAAAUGGGAAGAAUUGGAAG
Messenger RNA from Amaranthus tricolor (Joseph's coat), 1580 nucleotides. RefSeq names its product glyoxylase I 4. The coding region runs from base 590 to 1147 and encodes 185 amino acids. Lineage: Eukaryota; Viridiplantae; Streptophyta; Magnoliopsida; Caryophyllales; Amaranthaceae. The transcript has 2 exons. The record is from RefSeq and is a predicted model, not a curated record.